AUGUUGCGUUUGGCAAACAGGCGUAGUCGCAAGCCUUAUCAUUUAUUAUCUGCAGCCCAUCGUCGUUGUUUGGCAAAAUUAGAAAGAACUGCACGUAAUGAAUACGAAUGUAUACAACAGCAGAAUUUAGAUCUUGCUAGAGCCGAUUCAGAUUUUGUCAACAAAAAACAAAUUCUUGCGGAACGCAAUCAGACUAAAGAGGAUGAAAUUUUUGUAUCUUCUGAUGCAUCAGUUGAUGAUGUGCAAUUUACUUUUAAUGAGAUCGAUGAAGUAUUAAAUUCUUCAAACGUUGAAUCCGUUAAUGAAUCCAUUUCAGAUUAUGAUAAUGCGGUAAAUAUUGAGUCUCAAAAUACUAUCGAUAAUUUUCAAGAACGCCUUGCUGAAACUUUCGUAUGCAAUGAUAUGUCUCAUACGCAAAUAAACGCUGUUUUACAAGUUGUUCGAACACAUCCUUGUUUAUUUACUUUGCCAAAGGAUAGUAGAACGCUUCUAAAAACUCCACGGACCGCGCACUCAACACUUAACAUUGCAGGGGGUGAAUAUCUUCAUUUAGGAGUUGAGACAGGAAUUCUUUUCAUUCUUCAACAAACCUCUCCGGAAUUGAUUCCACUUGAUCCUUUAAUGAUAGACUUUAGCACAGAUGGUGCAACACUAGAUGGGCAGGUGGCCAAAGAGUCGUUCGUGUUCUCGACCAUAGAGGACGAGAAGGGAGAGAAGUUGGACGAGAUGUUUGGGGUGAAGCCGAGUUUCUUAAGAAUAUUACCCGGUCGUUGCUUGUUGCCACCGAAAAUCGUCUUUUACGCGCAAAAAAUACGCGACUUUACCGUAUACGAGGAUGACGUUUGGAUGGUCUCGCAUCCUCGUACUGUGGCCAAAGAGUCGUUCGUGUUCUCGACCAUAGAGGACGAGAAGGGAGAGAAGUUGGACGAGAUGUUUGGGGUGAAGCCGAGUUUCUUAAGAAUAUUACCCGGUCGUUGCUUGUUGCCACCGAAAAUCGUCUUUUACGCGCAAAAAAUACGCGACUUUACCGUAUACGAGGAUGACGUUUGGAUGGUCUCGCAUCCUCGUACUGGAAGUCACUGGGCGCAGGAAAUGGCAUGGUGCAUCGGAAAUAAUUUCGAUUACGAAAAUGCUCGCACGCUUCUCAUCAUGCGAAGUCCUUUACUCGAAGGUUCGGCUGUCAUGAUCAACGGAAAUUAUGACGAGUGGUUUACGAAACUAGGUGAUUCCAUCGAAAAUAUAACAAAGAUGCCGAGGCCGCGAUAUAUCAAAUCUCAUUUGCCGUGGGACUUAUUGCCGAGACAGCUUCACGAAAAGAAGCCAAAGAUAAUGUACGUUGCGAGAAAUCCAAAAGACACCUGUGUCAGUUUUUAUCAUUACUGCAGAGUAUUCCAUGGUAUGAAAGGAAGCUUCGACGACUUCGCGGAAUUGAUGCUGCACGAUAGUACCCCGUUGAGCCCAUUUUGGAAUCAUGUUCUACCCUUCUGGAAGAUAAGAGAUCAGGAUAACAUAUUAUUUAUGACAUACGAGGAAAUGAAAAGGGAUCAGAUAGCGGUGAUUAAGAAGACAGCGAAAUUUUUAAGCAAGAACGUGACAGACGAGCAGAUCGUCGGGUUGUGCGAACACUUAAAAUUUUCAAAAAUGGCGACGAAUCCGUCGGUGAACAUGGAACUACUGCUGGGAAACAGAAAGGCGCAAGAAGAGGAUCCAGAUGACAAGUUUAUCAGGAAAGGCAAAGUCGGCGAUUGGACGAAUUAUAUGUCGGACGAUCUCGCUCGACGAUUCGACGAAUGGAUGGAGAAGCAUUUGUGCGGAACUGGCCUCAAAUUUCAUACAGAUAUUGCAUCCGACGAAGAAUAA
This is a messenger RNA of Formica exsecta, 1860 nucleotides long. RefSeq lists its product as uncharacterized. Gene Ontology annotation, cellular component: cytoplasm. The transcript is spliced from 8 exons. Gene Ontology annotation, biological process: sulfation. The record is from RefSeq and is a predicted model, not a curated record. Bases 1 to 1860 code for a protein of 619 amino acids. NCBI's taxonomy places the organism in Eukaryota, Metazoa, Arthropoda, Insecta, Hymenoptera, Formicidae. Gene Ontology annotation, molecular function: sulfotransferase activity.